Symbiodinium sp. CCMP2592 is the source of this 897-nucleotide messenger RNA. The record is from the annotation of a GenBank genome assembly. NCBI's taxonomy places the organism in Eukaryota, Dinophyceae, Suessiales, Symbiodiniaceae.
AUGCAGAUGAUGCAUGAAGCCAUGCCUCCGGGAGAGCAUCCUCCACAUCAUCCGCCUUCACAGGCACAGAGGCCAGCAAAGCGGCGGCGGCUGAAGGGCCUCGAUGCCAACAGCCUCGAGAAGCUCCUUCGUGGGCUGCAUCAAUGUCUUAGGAGAAUCGUCGACUCCUUGCCCGAUGCGGCUGCUGGGCCAAACGGGAAGGAGGCGCCCGUCCAAGCCCUCGAGGAGGAGUUCGAGCGCUACUGGAGGCUGCGCUUUGAUGCACGAGCCAUGGGUGAGUCAGGCACUGCCUCGUUCUUGCGGCGCUUUCCUUCCGUUUUCAAAGCCAGAAGCAAUGGCGUCGAAGUGCUGGUCGCCCCGCUUGAGGACCCCAACUUCGAUGACGCAGCAGCGGCCGGUUUGGAGCGUGCAGCGCCCGAAGACAAGAACUUCCAGGUAGACGGCUUCGCUGCCAGCUUCGGUGAACAGGUCAUCGCUGCGCUAGCGAACCUGGUGGCCGAGGAGCGGAAGCCUGGCAGCGUUCCUCUGAAUUUCCAGUAUGCCAGCUUCGAGGUGGCGCAGGAGCUGCUUUCGAAGCUGAAAGACGGCGGAAGCCGUGAAGAGGAGAACGAGCUCAUCAAUGCGCUUCUGGAACCGAAGCCCCGCGCAUUGCCAAAGCAGGAGGACUUCCCGCGUGAAGAUCCACUAGGUCACAUGCCCCCACCCAUGGGGCCCGGACCGCCAGGACCUCCUCCUUUUCCAGGCCCCGGAGGAGCUGGGCCACCGCCACCUGGUCCCCCCAUGGGCGGCCCCAUGGGCGGCGACUGGAAGGGCAAGGGCGGAUUCGGGAAAGGCGGCGGAAAGAAGGGGGGAGGCAAGUUUGGCAAGUUCGGCAAGUUCGAUUACGGGCGGUGGUGA